UUAGGCCAAACGAAAAAAUGGUGAUUUGAGCUUAUUCCUAUUUCUUUCUCUCAUCUUCCUUUUCCCCCCAAUAUUUUAACGGAACUAACUGACAAAAAUCCUCUCACUCUCCGCCGAUCCCCAUUUCUCCACCGUCACAAAUGUUGCCUUACUCCUCCCUGCAAGAGGCGGAAACCGCCAUCGGACGAUCGCUCACCGGAGCCGAAACCUUGUGGUUCAAUUACACGGCCAACAAAUCCGAUUACGUCCUCUACUGCCACAACAUUCUAUUCCUUUUCCUCAUAUUCACUCUUGUACCUCUCUUCUACGUUCUUAUUGAACUUAUAUUUCGCGAUUACGUUGCAGCUUACAAAAUUCAACCCAAGGUUAAGUUUUCUUUGUAUGAUAACUUCAGAUGCUACUUCGAUGUAAUGCGCAUGUUCAUCCUCGUGGUCGGACCUCUCCAGCUCGUCUCUUAUCCUUCGAUUCGAAUGAUUGGCAUUCGAACAAGCUUGCCCUUACCGUCAUUAAUGGAGAUUAUAUCUCAAUUGGCGGUCUACUUUCUUAUUGAGGACUAUACUAAUUAUUGGAUCCAUAGACUUUUGCAUUGCAAGUGGGGGUAUGAAAAAAUUCAUAAGGUUCAUCAUGAAUACACAGCACCGAUAGGGUUUGCAGCUCCAUAUGCACACUGGGUGGAGGUACUGAUCCUUGGGAUUCCAUCUUUUCUGGGUCCCGCAAUAGUUCCUGGACACAUGAUUACAUUCUGGUUAUGGAUUGCCUUGAGGCAGAUUGAGGCCAUUGAGACUCACAGUGGGUAUGAUUUACCCUGGACAUUUACAAAAUAUAUCCCUUUUUAUGGUGGCGCCGAUUACCAUGAUUAUCAUCAUUACGUUGGAGGGCAAAGCCAAAGCAACUUUGCAUCCGUGUUCACUUACUGUGACUACAUAUAUGGAACAGACAAGGGUUACAGAUACCAAAAGAGACUCCUGCAGCAGUUAAGAGAUGGCUUGGGGAAGGAAAAUGGUGGAUUAUUUGCUUCUUCGCCAGAUAUCAAAUUGGAGUGAAAGAAGAAAAGAGCAUGCAUGCUUGACACCAGCAUUGAUUUCCAGAUAAGUUAGGAAUUUCCUUUGGGUUUGGUGGAACUACGAAAGAGGACUCUUAUGUAUAUUAUGUGGUGGAGGACUUCUAUUUUCUGUGUUUAGGUUUCUCUAUUUGAAAUUGAAUGGAAUAUCGUGAUCGUUACACAAU
This is a messenger RNA of Cynara cardunculus var. scolymus (artichoke), 1227 nucleotides long. Its product is annotated as methylsterol monooxygenase 1-2-like. Gene Ontology annotation, biological process: sterol biosynthetic process. The transcript has 5 exons. The record is from RefSeq and is a predicted model, not a curated record. Gene Ontology annotation, molecular function: iron ion binding; C-4 methylsterol oxidase activity. NCBI's taxonomy places the organism in Eukaryota, Viridiplantae, Streptophyta, Magnoliopsida, Asterales, Asteraceae. Bases 141 to 1043 code for a protein of 300 amino acids.